CGUUUAGCCAGGUAAUUACCUGUUAAGCUGCUGCGAUUGAACGAGGUCAAGAGGAGAAGGAAAAACAGAACGGACGGGACAGUGUGCAGCCAUCCACAACACAAGAGGAGCUAAACUCAAGGAGGACGAGAGGGGCUCGGCUUCUUGUUGUUUUCUUUUCUCACCUUGUAGGAAAGGGAAUAAAGCAUGUCUACGGCAGGAGACAGGAAGGUCUCUACAACUUCUGUCGAAUCAUCCGCAACAGAUUGUAGCAAUGCUUCCCCAUCGGGUUCAGUCUCCGAAACACCCAAGAAAUCAUCAAAGAAGACGAAGAAAACCCCUGAGAGCAUGACCAAAGUCUACAACUCUGUGCUCAACAGUGUUUUUGGGGCGGAGAGAGAAUUAGCUCAGGCUGAGUUGGACGAGUUGCAAGAGGCCUUCAAAGAGUUUGACUACGAUCAAGAUGGAUAUCUGAACUACAAGGAUGUUGCUGAAUGCAUGAGGACCAUGGGAUACAUGCCCACGGAAAUGGAGCUGCUGGAGAUAGUGCAACAGAUCAAGAUGAGAAUGGGCGGGUUGAUGGAUUUUGAGGACUUCGUCGAACUGAUGGGACCCAGAAUGAUGGGAGAGACCGCUCACAUGCUGGGACUCAAAGAGCUGCAGUCGGCCUUUGUACAGUUUGACCUGGAUGGAGACGGAAAGAUCACCCAGGAUGAGAUGAAGGAGGCGAUCAAGUCGAUGCUGGGGGAGAAGCUGAAGAAAGGAGAACUGGAGGAGAUCUUAAAGGAGCUGGACAUUAACGCAGAUGGAAGCAUCGACUUUGAAGAGUUUGUGAUGAUGCUCUCCAUUCGCUAGCUGCUGAAAACACCGACAAGGACAGGAUACUUCUGAAUCAUUCCGUAGAUAGUAAACACAACUACGACCCAAUACUGACAAUUUGGCAAUAUUUGUAAUGCAGGUAUAGACAUUUUCAACACUGGUUCCUAACAUGGGGGUCCCGACCCCCACUAGGCGUCGCCAAAGCUUCAUGGGUGGUCACGAGGCCUUCUUGAUUUUAAAGAGUGAAAGAUAACUUUUUAAAACAAAUGUACAGUUGGCUCUACAUCUCAGCAUUUCUUUCAUUUCUGUAAAGAAAAUUAAAUUAAAUUGUUAUUUUUAAAGUUUGGAUUAUUAUUUAAACUAUAAAUUAAAACAGAUCUCCCAGGAUAAGGCCACGGUGAGGACCUGGACACAAGAUAUAUUCACAGAGCCUUCCCUCUCUGCAAAACAGCCUCUUCCUGCAUUGAAAAAGUACACAGUCAAAACAACCAAAGCGCUAAUAGAACAAUGGCCAGGGAGAAGAAAACACUGAAUUUGUCAAAAAAGAAACCUUCUAAGUAUGAAGGAUUGUUAAAAAAGGAUACACAAUGCAGUGAAUUGUAUUAAAAGUCCCUAAAAAUAACAUGAAAACUCAUCUCUGAUGCAAUAUUCACAAGAAAUAAUCAAAUCAUAUAAUCAAAGUUCAUCCAAAUCGCUCGU
This is a messenger RNA of Sebastes umbrosus (honeycomb rockfish), 1497 nucleotides long. RefSeq names its product calcium-binding protein 2. Lineage: Eukaryota; Metazoa; Chordata; Actinopteri; Perciformes; Sebastidae. The transcript is spliced from 8 exons. The record is from RefSeq and is a predicted model, not a curated record. Gene Ontology annotation, molecular function: calcium ion binding. The coding region runs from base 187 to 834 and encodes 215 amino acids.